AUGGUAGGUUCGCUUCCUCGGUCCCCUCCAGCCUCCCAUCCCGAUGAAGAAGUGGUAGCAGCUCUGGUGGUAAUUGGAGGUGUCGCGCUCGAAGAAAUAUUAGGAAGAGUAGAGGCGGCUCUCGCUCUGUUGCCAGUGUCAGUUGAGAAGCAGUUAGAUAAAAUCAUGAGACAAUUUUUAUGGGGUUCUUCAAAGCAGAAGUCAAAGAAGAGUUGGGUGGAUUGGAAAACAGUGUAUUUACCUAAAGAAAGAGGAGGUGUAGGGAUUAAAAAGUUGAGAAUCAUGAACAAAAAAUUACAUGCUAAGUGGAUAUGGAGGUAUGGUAAUGAAGAAAGAGCUUUAUGGAGGAAGGUAGUCCAUCACAAAUUUGGAGGUAACCAAAAAGCAUUCUUGCCAAAUCAAACUAGCAACUCAGUUGGAAAAAGUUUAUGGUCUGGUAUUUUGAAGAGUGCUUCUGCUGUGGAGUUAAAUUCUGUAAUUCAAGUCAACAUUGGGGAUAUGAACUUGAAGGAGUCUGAAGUGGAAGAUAUAUCACAUUUACUAAACUUACUUCCUAAUAUUAAUUCUAAUUCUGGAAGUGAUCAAAGAAUUUGGCAGGCAGGUAAUCAUGGUUUUUCUGUGGCUGAAUGUUAUAAGGCUCUUGAAGAUGAAGGUUUGAUUAUGUUCCCUUACAAAUAUGUAUGGAAUCCUAGAAUUCCACAGAAGGUGGUCUUCUUCACUUGGACUCUAUGUUAUAAUGCAGCUCCAACUUUAGAUUCUUACAAGAAUUCUAUUGUGGUCAAUGGCUGCUUGCUUUGCAAGAAGGCAGCUGAAUCAAAUCAGCACAUUUUCUUGCACUGUGAAACUACAAGGAAUGUUAUUUGGGAAUGGAGAAGGAAGAAGGGUGCUGCAAUUUCUAUAAAGAAAUGGAUCUGGGAUAUUUAUCCUUUUGCAAUUUGGUGGGCAAUUUGGAUUGAGAGGAAUGAUAGAUUAUUCAAUGGCAGGUAUAAAACUUUGGACUCAAUCAUUAAUGGUGUCAAAACUUUAGUUUUCAACUGCUGUGUGGGUAGAGACAUUUUCCAGGGCUACUCUUUGAACACGGUCUGGAAAACUGGAAGGUUGUAA
Messenger RNA from Papaver somniferum (opium poppy), 1104 nucleotides. RefSeq lists its product as uncharacterized. The record is from RefSeq and is a predicted model, not a curated record. Bases 1 to 1104 code for a protein of 367 amino acids. The transcript has 4 exons. NCBI's taxonomy places the organism in Eukaryota, Viridiplantae, Streptophyta, Magnoliopsida, Ranunculales, Papaveraceae.